AUGGUGGGUGAGGUGCAUAAUGGGAUAUAUACUGAUAAAACCAAUAUAGAUGUGUUGAAUGUUGAUGCAAAUUCUGAUGACAGUGAGGAUGAGAGUUAUAAUUAUGACAGUGCUUUGGAAGUUGUCUUUGAUAAUUCUGAUGAGAGUGAAGUUUAUACUGGAGAAAGUUUAUUUCACGUUGAUCAUUGUGGUGCAUCUUUGUUCUCUAUUCUGAAGAAAAAAACUUUAACUCUUUCUUCCAGAUUCAACAAUUUUUUCAAUAGAGAUAUGUCAUACAGUACCUCACUUGAAUCAUUGGGAGAUUCACAAUCACCACCAAAAGAUGGAGAAGAGUGUUUAAAUGUAUUGAAUCCUAUCAUUGAUUUAAAUGCAAAUACUAAUGAAGAACCACUAACAAAUGAAUCAACACCGGCAAAUGAAGUUGUGAAUGAAGAAAAUGUUGAGAGCAGUGACAUUGUUAUUCAAAAGUCCAAGAGGAAGAAAACUUCUCUAGUUUGGGAUCACUUCAAAAAAGUGGAAUUAAAGAAUGGAAAAAAAUGGCAAUGUAUACACUGUAAAAACAAUUAUUCUGUUGUUGCUAGUGGAUUAACCAGUCAUUUGAUGAGGCAUUUAAAACAAACAUGUCAUGUUUACAAGAAGCUAGUAGCACAACAAAAAAAAUUAAACUUUCAGCCAGCAAAAAGCAAGAUUGAUGAGAAGCUUUCUGGACCACUACUAAUGAAUUCAGGAGGUAAAUAUGAUCAUGAAAGACAACGAGAAGCCACCGCACAUUGGAUUAUGAUGCAUGAACAUGCAUUUAGUAUUGUUGAGGAAGAAGGUUUUCAUUUUAUGAUGAAGUGUUCUAAUAUUUCAUAUGAGAAAAUUAGUCGGAAGACAUUGAAGAAUGAUUGUAUUGCUGUUUAUGAAGCUGAAAGAAAAAAGUUGAAGUCUACUUUAAGGACAAAACGCAUUCUUAGUUUUGUUCAUGUUCCUCCUCCUCGGCGUGGUGUUGAUAUUACUGAUGCUAUCUUCAAAUGUCUUAAAGAUUGGGGUAUUGAAAAUAAAAUAUUUAGUGUGUCAGUGGAUAAUGCACAUUACAACGAUAGAUGUUUGAAAGAGUUAAAAGUUCUGAUUUUAAGGCACCGGAAAUUAGUGUUAGAUGGAAAGUUAUUUCAUGUGCGUUGUUGUGCGCAUAUACUAAAUUUGCUUGUUCAAGAUGGUAUUGGGAAAAUAGCAAAAAUAGUUGAAGACGUGCGUGAAAGUGUGAAGUUCAUCAAUCAGUCUGAAGCAAGGUUGCAAACAUUCUCACAAAUAGUUCAACAACUAAAGCUUGGUGGUAAAAAAUUAAAUCUUGAUUGCCCUACUCAUUGGAACUCCACCUAUCAAAUGUUGUCAGUUGCAAUGCAAUUCAAAGAAGUCUUCCCUCGUUUUCAAGAUCGAGAACCAAGCUAUACAACUCUUCCAGAUGAUGAUGAUUGGGAAAAGGUUGAAAAAGUUUCCAAGUUGCUAGAGGUAUUUAAUGUUGUUACAAAUAUUAUUUCAGGUAGUGAAUAUCCAACUGCUAACUUAUAUCUUGCUGAGGUAUUUCGAAUCAAACUAGUUUUAGAUCAAGCUAUCCAAGAUGAAUCUGAUUUUAUGAAAGAAAUGGCAAAAGCGAUGAAGGGAAAAUUUGACAAAUAUUGGAGCCAAUGUAAUCUUUGUUAG
Lathyrus oleraceus (garden pea) is the source of this 1683-nucleotide messenger RNA. Its product is annotated as zinc finger BED domain-containing protein RICESLEEPER 2. The transcript has 4 exons. The record is from RefSeq and is a predicted model, not a curated record. Gene Ontology annotation, molecular function: DNA binding. NCBI's taxonomy places the organism in Eukaryota, Viridiplantae, Streptophyta, Magnoliopsida, Fabales, Fabaceae. Bases 1 to 1683 code for a protein of 560 amino acids.